This is a messenger RNA of Xenopus tropicalis (tropical clawed frog), 4251 nucleotides long. RefSeq names its product solute carrier family 5 (sodium/choline cotransporter), member 7 (gene slc5a7). Bases 642 to 2384 code for a protein of 580 amino acids. The record is from RefSeq and is a predicted model, not a curated record. NCBI's taxonomy places the organism in Eukaryota, Metazoa, Chordata, Amphibia, Anura, Pipidae. Gene Ontology annotation, cellular component: presynaptic membrane; membrane; presynapse. Gene Ontology annotation, molecular function: choline:sodium symporter activity; transmembrane transporter activity. The transcript is spliced from 9 exons. Gene Ontology annotation, biological process: acetylcholine biosynthetic process; transmembrane transport.
GGAGACUCCUAUGAGUGGCAUGUAUAUUUAGAGGAGAGGUAUAUGAAGAUAUAGAUUAAAAUAUUUUCAGUUUUAUAAAAAAUGAUUUCUAUCAGCAAAAGUCAGCAGGCUCAUUAGUUCUGUGCAUGGAGCUGGAAUCUUUGUGCACACUUUCCUUCCAGAAGUGCCCUAGAAAAAAAAAGAAUGUUACUUUGCAGUAACAUUUCAUUUUACCCUUAAUCGUUUAAACAACUAGCAAUUCUAAGCAUAUGGUGCACUAUGCACAUGCGCUGUUUUACAUUUUAUUUGUCUACUGCCUUUAAUGAAAUCAAAGUGCCUUAGGAGGUAUUUACCUAUGCCUUUUGACUGCCUGUGCCUGGCUUCUUCACCCUUUCAUGAGAAGUAAGCAGAUUGCAGGUUCUCUGUGGGUGGAUUCUUUUCUACUUCAAUGAGAUGUGUAACGGAGAGAGCUGAGAAACAGCAGGGAAAGUGUGUGCCUGCCUAGAAGGAAGGGAGUGUGCACAUUACAGGCAGAGCAGGAGACCGGGGCUGGUAGCAUGGAUCUGGAUGCAGCUGAAGCAAGUGGACAGUGCAAGACUAUAUUUCUUUCUAAUGUGUGAUAUAGACACAGAUGAAAUAGCAAGGCUAAUAUCCCAGCGAAUAUGGCUUUCCACGUGGAGGGGCUAGUGGCUAUCAUCCUUUUUUACUUAGCUAUCCUUUUUGUGGGUAUCUGGGCUGCCUGGAGAACGAAAAACUCGCGUGGUGAUGGAGAUCCUCGAGAAGGAAUUAUUGUGGGAGGCAGAGAUAUUGGGCUACUCGUAGGGGCAUUCACUAUGACCGCAACAUGGGUUGGUGGAGGAUACAUCAACGGGACAGCAGAAGCCGUUUAUGUGUCAGAUUAUGGCUUGGCUUGGGCGCAGGCACCUAUUGGCUACUCCCUCAGUCUGAUUGUCGGUGGCCUGUUUUUUGCCAAACCCAUGCGAUCAAAGGGCUAUGUAACCAUGCUGGAUCCAUUCCAGCAGAUCUAUGGGAAGCGCAUGGGUGGGUUACUUUUCAUACCUGCUCUCAUGGGAGAAAUGUUUUGGGCUGCAGCAAUACUCUCAGCAUUAGGUGCCACCAUUAGUGUCAUUGUGGAUAUUGACAUCAACAUUUCUGUAGUAGUCUCUGCUUUGAUUGCCACAUUUUAUACACUUGUCGGUGGACUCUACUCCGUUGCAUACACGGAUGUUGUGCAACUAUUCUGCAUCUUCAUAGGGUUGUGGAUCAGCGUACCCUUUGCCAUGACUCAUCCAGCAGUUACAGACAUUACAGUGACAGCAGUGAAGGAAGUCUACCAGAAGCCAUGGCUCGGCGACAUAAGGGCCGCUGAUGCCUGGAAUUGGCUUGACAGCUUCUUGUUAUUGAUGCUUGGAGGUAUCCCUUGGCAGGCUUAUUUCCAGAGGGUUCUUUCUGCCUCUUCUGCUACAUAUGCUCAAGUUCUCUCAUUUUUAGCUGCAUUUGGAUGCCUGGUCAUGGCUAUUCCUUCAGUGCUAAUUGGAGCUAUAGGAGCAUCUACAGAUUGGAACCAGACUUCAUAUGAGCAUGAUGAUCCACAGAUGAAUGAAGAAGCAGAUAUGAUACUUCCUAUUGUACUACAGUAUUUGUGUCCUCCCUAUAUCUCAUUCUUUGGGCUUGGUGCUGUAUCUGCUGCUGUGAUGUCAUCAGCUGACUCCUCCAUCCUAUCUGCUAGUUCCAUGUUUGCUCGGAAUAUAUAUCAGCUCUCAUUCAGGCAAAACGCAUCAGAGAAGGAAAUUGUCUGGGUCAUGAGGAUAACAGUGUUUAUAUUUGGCGCAGCAGCUACUGCUAUGGCACUUCUGGCUAAAUCAGUGUAUGGACUUUGGUACCUUAGCUCCGAUCUUGUCUACAUUAUCAUUUUCCCACAAUUACUUUGUGUACUCUUCAUCAAAGGGACCAACACAUAUGGCUCUGUCGCAGGAUAUGUUUUUGGGGCUUUAUUAAGGAUAAGCGGAGGUGAACCAUACCUACACUUGCAGGCUUUCAUCUGCUAUCCUGGCUGCUAUGCUGAUAAAAAUGACAUGUAUUUGCAACGAUUCCCAUUUAAAACUCUUUCCAUGGUGGCUUCUUUUCUAGCCAACAUAGCUUUCUCUUACCUAGCAAGAUAUCUUUUUGAAAAGGGAAUAUUAUCACCAAAGUUUGACUUUCUAAAUGCUGUGGUGGCCAAACACAGUGAAGAAAACAUGGACAAGACAACUCUUGUAAAAAGCGAUAACAUUGUUUUGUCGGAGUUGGCACCAGUGAAACCAAGGCAAAGCCUAUCUCUACCUUCCACAUUCACCAACAAAGAAGCAAUCAGUGACUUAGAAUCAAGCCCAGAAUCUCCUGACUCUGAAAACAAAGAACUGUGAUAUAGCCACGACAAAACUAUUGCAAUGAAAAAUGUGUACAAUGAUACACAAGGGGUAAGCAGCUUUUUAUCCCAAAUAUGUGUUUUUACAAAACUAUUUCCAUUGCACAAUUCAGAGCAGGCUUCUCUGAAGUCAGUCUUUGAUAAUUUAACAUCUUAUUCUGCACUGUUUGGCCCCUGGCACAGAUGGUCUUACCUAAUGGUUGGAUGUCUUAUUUUGUUGUCUGUUUGAUUUUGCUAACUGAUGUAGCAAUAAAUCUUAAAAGUAGGUUAGUAAAGAAGUCUACAUCCAGUCAGAAUUUAAUAACAUCACAAUCCAAACCAGGUAUAUUACCUCUUGUGUAUGUAUGUAUAUAUUAGUAUAUAGUAUAUGAAUAUUAUACAGGCAAAAUAAUCAAAUAGUUUUAUUUUGUAAGUGGAAGUGCAAAACAAUUGCCAUUUUAACUUUAUUUUUAUAUAAUUUACUAACACCAGCGUUUUUGCACUAAUUUUAAAAUGUUACGGUUUGUUGGUAUCAACACUCAUUCAUAAUCAUGUUAUUAAUAUCAGCCAUUGAUUUGUAGUUCAACAAAAGCUGAAAGGUCACAAGUUGGAUUUGAGUGGUCUCAACAACAAAAGAAAUGUCUGCUUUUUAAGUGUCUAUAAACUGCUUAAGAACAGUAAAUGGCAAAGGACAAGAGACUUUUGUUAUUUCUAUUACUAAUUAUAAUGAAACAAACCCAAAGAUGCAGCAGGGCAGCUGCAAGCCCAAGCUAAACUGCAACAUAGGAGGAGAGUCAACAAAUAUUCCAAGUGAGCCAACCUGCUACUCAUUUUGUCAUCUAAAUUGCAAUUUGUUGCAAAUUUACAUUAGGGUUUACACACAACAGAUGUUAAAAAGUCUUUCAUUAUGCAUUAUUCAUAGAAUCUUUUAACCUUCGCUGCACUGAGGUAUUUCUGCUGUGCAAAUAAUGUUAAAACUGAACUGAAUGAAUUGUGUCACAGAGAAGGUGGACCUACAUCAACAGGUAAAAAAACCAAACACUACUAUUGAACAUGAACAGCUACAACAAAACCAAAAAUUAUUUUGGGCUAUCACGUUUUCUAAACAAAUUAUAUUACAAUGCAGACUGACUAAUUCCCUUGAAGAGCAAUAGUUUUGAAUGGGUGUGCUUGGUCAGCAAUGCACAAUUUGUUUCUACUGUGACAGUUAUUACUUGAUACGAUUUUAACGGGACAGUAGACCCCUUUUUCAACAUUAUUUCAUGAACAGGGCUUGUGAUAAACAUACUUUGCCUGUUGUUUUAAUUAUGAAAUGUUUAUGGUUUUUGUCAUUUCUUGCAUAAAACAGAGCAAAAUCUGAAAGUGAAAGUAGUCACAUUCUACUUCCUGUUCAUCGGAGUCCAGUGAAAACAUAUCAGCAGUUAACUGAAAAGUUCCUAUGAACAAUUGAAUGUGACUUUCAGUUUUAGGUUUUUGGCCUGUCCAGUGCAAAAAUACUUUAACAAAAAUCAUAGAUAUUGCAUAUUUAAAACAAAGGUAAAAAGUAUGUUUUCUAUAAUUAUGAUAGAACAUUCUUUCUAAAUUCCCACAAACAGCAGAUGAGGUUUUUUAACUUCUAGGGUUCUUAACAGUGGGUGUUUUUGAGACACGAAUGAGGGGCAGUGUAGUCUAGCCCUGUUUGUGGCUGCCAUGUGGUGAGGGCUCUAAAUACCAAGUUUGGGGUAACUGCACUCAAAGCUUGAAAGUAUGUAUGUUACAUUAUACCCCAUAUUCUAUGUAUAGGGCUUCCAUUCAGCAAAUGGCCACUUUAAUUACUGCACUGUAACUCAAACUUUAAAACUCCCUUAGGUACAAUGCCCUCAACAAAUAAAAUUAUUUUUUAUGGA